AUGGUUCAAAUCCUUAACCCCAAGUCCUAUGCUAGUGUUGAAGGACCGCAUCCGGAAAUUAAUGAGGCGAGUAGUGGAAUUGAAGAGUACUAUGACUGGAAAGGGCAGAAGGCAGAUCCUAAAAAGCAUGGCGGAAUGAGAGCUGCUAGCGUGGCCUGUGUUGUGGAGGUAUUAGAGAACAUGGUUUUCCUGUCGAAUGCCACGAACUUUGUCCCAUACUUCAUUAAGUCAAUGCAUUACCCUAUUGCUGAAGCUGCUAACAUGGUAACUAAUUUCAUGGGAACCUCUUUUCUGCUCACAAUAUUUGGUGGGUUCAUCAGCGACUCUUUCUUCACCAGAUUCAGGACUUUCGUUAUCUUCUGCAUAAUAGAGCUCCUGGGGAUAAUAUUGUUAACAGUUCAAGCUCAUGAUACUCGAUUGCAACCAGCAUUAUAUGAAAGGCCUUCUCAUUCUCAAGCUGCUGUUCUUUUUAGUGGACUUUAUGCUAUUGCGACAGGAGUUGGUGGAAUCAAGGCUGCCUUGCCUGCACAUGGUGCUGAUCAGAUUGACCAUAGCAACCAGCGGUCCGUUUCCUCAUUUUUCAGUUGGUUCUUCUUCUCCUUAUGCACAGGAGGCCUCCUGUCCUCAACUGUUAUGAUAUGGAUUGAAGAGAACCGAGGUUGGAAUUGGAGUUUUAUAAUAUCAGUAGUUCUCUUGAGUUUGGCACUUUGCAUUUUCAUUGCAGGGUUUCCAAUUUUUAGGUUCAAACGACCUGAUGGUAGUCCAAUUACAAGAAUCUUUAAGGUAUUUGCUUCUGCUUCUCGGAACCGGAAACGCUCAUCAGUACCAAUUCUGAGGAAUGAUGAAGUUGAUAGAAGUUCCCACAAGAAGUUCAGGUUCUUAGACAAGGCAUUAUUUGAAGACACUACUAGUGCAGUUCAUGUUAAGGAAACAAAGACCUUCCUUGGCCUGCUUCCCAUCUUUGGUAGCACAAUCAUGAUGAACUGUUGCCUGGCCCAAUUACAGACACUUUCAGUGGAACAAGGGAGCAUCAUGAAUAGAAAACUAAACAAUUUCCAAAUCCCUACCCAGUCAUUGACGGUGUUUCCCCUCUUAGUCAUGCUUGCUAGCAUACCUAUAUUCGAACAUGUUGCAAGCACUUUCAAAAACAAAAUUUCAGAAAACCAUUACAUUUUCAAACCACUCAAGAGGAUUGGACUUGGGUUAGCACUAGCAUCAGCAUCCAUGGCCGUGGCUGCUAUUGUUGAGUUUAAGAGACGUGAAGCAGCAGAGAAUUUUCACACAUUGUCUGUGUUUUGGCUAGGGUGGCAGUACCUUUUGUUAGGUGUUUCAGAUAUGCUCACUCUUGAGGGGAUGCUAGAAUUUUUCUACUCAGAAGCACCAGAUAGCAUGAGAAGUAUUUGCACUGCAUUGUCAUGGUGCUCUACCUCCAUGGGGUUCUUCCUUAGCUCCAUACUAGUGUCCAUAACCAACUCUGUUACUGGCAAAUUGGGUCAUGAAUGGCUUGGAGGACAUAAUAUGAACCACAACCGGCUGGAUCUAUUUUACACAAUUCUUUGUAUUCUCAAUUUCCUGAAUUUGCUUAAUUAUAUUUACUGGGCUAAGAAGUAUUAG
Dovyalis caffra is the source of this 1614-nucleotide messenger RNA. NCBI's taxonomy places the organism in Eukaryota, Viridiplantae, Streptophyta, Magnoliopsida, Malpighiales, Salicaceae. The record is from the annotation of a GenBank genome assembly.